AUGUCACAAGCAUCAUUUAACAUCUUUAGGAUUUCGGGUAAUUUAUCUCGCUUGACCCAUCAACUUACACUGGCAUAUAAGGAUAUCCUCCCUUUCCUUCCACCCACUCAAACGAAAUCUAUCAAAAACUUCCGAAACAUUCACUAUAAAACUUUGGUGCUAAAGAGUUUAAACUAUGAAAACAACGAGAGAUUAGCAGCAUCGUGCAUUUUGCAACGUAGACAGACAUAUAAAUUAAACGACGACGAGAUUGAACAAUUUCUCUUAGCUAUUAAUUCGAUUUAG
Clunio marinus is the source of this 285-nucleotide messenger RNA. NCBI's taxonomy places the organism in Eukaryota, Metazoa, Arthropoda, Insecta, Diptera, Chironomidae. The record is from the annotation of a GenBank genome assembly.